AUGGGCGGAAACAAGCUUCGCGCCUGGAAGCGAAUUCUCGCGCGCGGUGAAGAGUCAUCCAAUGUGCCCUAUGACACAGUGAGCCUGUUCUUUGAGCUCAGCCUCGCCCUGAUGGAGGGAGACAUUGCUAUCUCGCAGGAGGCCGUCAAGCUGCUGGCAGGCGAUGCCGGGCUCAACUUCAUCAAGGCCGUCUCCAGCACGCACAUCGUCCAAGCAGCAGCAGCUACCGAUGCCGACUCCUCUUCCAUCAGGGUGGAGUUGUGGAAGACGCAGAUCUCGCCCAUGUUUCGCCUCAUUACCAACGAACGGCUUUUGGACUCCAACGUCCUGGAGCAGGAGGUGGCAGCCAUCUACUCAUUCCUUGUCGGGGUCAACGCGACUCGAAUGGACAGGCUCUUCGGCUUCAUCACCCAGCUCGUCAUGGAUUGGCCUGGCCUGCCUGUGGGUGACCUCGCCCAGGGGACGGUCCUGGAGUUGUCGCUCACGGUGCUGUCCAAGGUGCUCGACUGCAACACGACCAAUGUACUGAACGAAAGGUUUCACCAUAUCGUGGAGCAAUUCUCCAACAUCCUCACGACCCUCUCAGCCACACCGGGAGAGAAGAACGAUGAGGCAUGCAUCCUGCGAGCAACCAAGUAUCUCGACUAUCUACAGCGACGUUUGGGCGUUGGAAAGACGAUGAUGGCCACAGCUAACCUAGCAGAAUCUUCUCCUGCGACUGCCGGCGACCCAGCCGGCCCAUCCGAGUCGUUCAAGCUCAGACGAGACCUCCCAGGCAAGCUUUCCCCCGACGGCCCUCGCCACGACAAUGAUCAUGCCGAGAUCGCCUCCAUCCAAAUCAUGCCCACGAGUGAAGAGAUCACCUCACCGCGCAAGGAGUAUCUGCCUACUACCGACUCGUCGCAAUGGCACCUCCCUGGCAUCCGUGGCCGUCUGGAUCGGGAAUUCCGCCUCCUGCGCGAAGAUACCGUCGGCCAGCUCCGCGAUGCCGUCUUCGAACUGCUCCAGGGCACUCGUGACAACAUCAACAGCAAUAAAAGACACAACCAGAACAGUGCCCAGACGACCGCCUACGACGAUGCCGUGGUGCACAGCGUCGAUAUCGACAAGAACAAUGGUCUGGAGCUGACAGUGCGGUGCAGCCAGCCCAAGAUCGUACAGAAGAUGAGCGAUGCGGCAAGAAACAGGUGGUGGGAGCAGUGCAAGAGACUUCAGGCUGGUGCCCUGACGUGUGUGAUUGAUCGCGCCGGCGCGGCCCAGUUCUAUGUCGUGGCGCGGUCUACCGUCCGCUCUGCGUCACAGAAGGAGACGUCGGCACGUAAGAGAGGAGAACCAUCUUCUCCUCCUCCUUUCUAUCAAGAGGAAGAUAAGGAGAAGCCGCUGAGCCUCAGCUACAGUCGCGAGGACCUCUUCGUCAAGCUGAACCUCGUCGGCACCUCUCGAGUCGAGAUGCAGCAGACUCUGCGUUGGUACAAAGACAUCGGCCGACCACGGCCUCGCCAGCUGGUCGAGUUCCCUGGCGUCUUGCUGGCAUCCUUCAAACACACCCUGGAGGCCCUCCAGAAACUCUCUCGGAAGCCCGACCUGCCCUUCACCCACCUGAUCGCGCCCGACACGCCUUCUUCUUCUCCUCCUCCUUUACGAAGAGUCGAAAGCCGCGUGGCUCCGCCUCUGUUCUCUCGCGCGGCUGGGUUCGAGUACGACCUCAAGUGUCUAAACUCAGGUGGUUUGUCUCCGUUGUCAGUCAGGCCGGGUCAACACAUGCCGUCCAUCGAGGAAGUCUCUGAGAAUACUGGCCUGGACGAGACCCAGUCGGAGGCCCUGCUCAACACGCUCACGCGCGAGCUGUCGCUCAUUCAGGGCCCUCCCGGCACAGGCAAGUCGUACACGGGCGAGAAGAUCAUCCGGGUCCUCCUCGCCAACAAGGCCAAGGCCAAGCUCGGCCCUAUUAUCUGCGUCUGCUACACGAACCACGCCCUGGACCAGCUUCUCGAGCACCUCCUGGACGACGGCAUCAAGGGGAUCCUGCGGAUCGGGUCCAGCUCCAAGUCGGAGCGGCUCAAGAAUUUUAACCUGCGCGCCGUGGCGGACAAGUCGGCUGUGGCGGCUACGCGGACCGAGACGUAUAUCAUAGGUGGGCAGACGCGCAAGAUGAGGACGGCGGAGACGGAGAUGAAGAAGUGCCUGCGCACGCUUGAUCAGUGCGAUUCUGCAUCUUCCAUGGGAAAUUAUCUGGAGAUGAACCAUCCGGUGUUUCACAAAGAGCUGUUUGGCCCUGCUGCGGACGAUGGUUCCCGUGGUGAUGUCCUCAGUGGUGGUGGACAGUGGGAGACGGUGACACGACGCAGCAAGCCUGGCAAGGUUGUCGAGACCUGGCUCCGAGGUGGCUCUCGACCACCGCCACCAGGCCCUGGACACAAUCACAACAACAACCCCCCACCGAGAGACCUGGCGGACCUGCAGAGGACCCGUCUCAACGACAUGACUCACCUGGAACGUCAGAUUAUCCACAGAGAGUGGCAAAAGAGCAUCCGAAACCCCGUCUUCAAGGAGAUCAUGGCGCUGCACCGCGAACACGAGGAGGCCAGGACGUUCAGGAACACCAUCCGCGACGAGGAGGACCUGCGCUGCCUGCAGCAGGCGGAUAUUAUCGGCCUGACCACCACGGGUCUGGCGCGCCAGGUGGACAUGAUGCGAAAAGUGCGGGCCAAGGUGGUCAUCUGCGAGGAGGCCGGCGAGGUUCUCGAGGCGCAUGUCCUGACGGCGCUGCUGCCCUCUGUCGAGCAGCUGAUCCUCAUCGGCGACCACCUGCAGCUCCGGCCGCAGAUUCAGAACUAUGACCUGCAGAGCACGAACCCCAAGGGGCUCAAGUAUUCGCUCGACACGUCGCUGUUUGAGCGCCUGGUCUGUCCACAACAUUCAGAGGACCAGAAACUACCAGUCAGUGUCUUGGCGACGCAGAGGCGCAUGCACCCUUCCAUUGCCGAAAUGGUGCGCUCUACGCUCUACAGCAACCUGAAGGAUGCAUCGCACGUCGAGAGCUACCCAGAGGUGGUCGGCAUGGACCGUCGCUUGUUCUGGCUGCAUCACGAGCAUCUUGAGGAUGGUCAGCACGCGAAGGGAGGAGAGCCUCAUGACACAUCACGGUCCAACGAGUUCGAGGUCGAGAUGGCUGCCGCGCUUGUCUCGCAUGUGGUGAAGCAGGGGAACUAUGACCCGGAGGAUAUCGCCGUCCUGACGCCCUAUACUGGUCAGCUUCAGAAAUUGCGCAGACGUCUGGCGACGGAAGCCUCCUUUUGCGUGCAGAUUGACGAGCGCGACCUGCAGGCACUCGACGAGGAGGGCCUCAAUGAGGCAGAGGAGGAGACCAAGGCGGUGGCAACGACCGUCGGAAAGUCGACCCUCCUGAAGAGUAUCAGGCUCGCCACUGUCGAUAAUUUUCAGGGCGAAGAGGCCAAGGUGGUCAUCAUCUCGCUGGUGCGUAGCAACAUGGAGAACAGGUGUGGGUUUCUCAGCACCUCGAACCGCAUCAAUGUUCUGUUGUCGCGCGCAAAGCAUGGAUGCUAUAUCCUGGGCAACGCAAAGACGUACCAGAGCGUGGCCAUGUGGGAGCAGGUUAUCAAGUUGCUUCAGGCAAACGACAACUUCGGAACCGCCCUGGCACUCAAGUGUCCUCGCCACCCUGCCACGCGCAUCGAAGUCUCGAGCCCAGACGAUUUUGCCAUCUUCUCGCCUGAUGGAGGCUGUCGUCUGCCCUGCUUGUGGGCGAAACUACUCGACAUGUCCUCACAGCUGCAUAGCAACCUGUCACGGCCAGCAAAAUACUGCCAGCAGUGCGGCGCAGACGACAUCCUGGCCACGGUUGUGGAUUACCUGCUGUUGAGCGAGUACAAGGACAUUGACCUCAAUGACGACCCUUGCGUCUUUGCCAGCUGCGGCCACUUCCUGACCCGGUCCUCCAUGGACGGCCAGAUGCUGAUGGGCGAGCACUAUGUCCUCGACGACAAGGACGGCGGCCCUGUGGCCAUCAGGAAGCCCCUGGAGCCCUUCUCCAUGGACGGACGCAGCCAGCUCAAGACCUGCCCGCAGUGCCGCGGCUCUCUCCGCGACAUUCCGAGGUAUGGCCGCAUCGUCCGCCGCGCCCUGCUGGACGAGGCCACCAAAAAGUUCAUCUCCUGGUCCGAACACCAACACCAUCAGCUGGCGGGCCGUCUGCUGGACCUCCAGAACAACCUCGCAGCACAGCAACAAGAGCAGAACGGGGAAAAGGGCAAGGGCGACGCUGCCGCUGCUGCCGAGGACAUCGCCGCGCAGAUUCUCGACUACAUGCCUGGCCGGUUUGCGCUGAAGGGUUCUGCUCAGGACCAGCUGCGGGAAUUGGGGAAGUGGGUUGGGAAGAAGCGGUAUACCGAGCUCAUCAGGCUGCACAGGGACAUUGUCACGUUCCGGGGCAGAGUCAGGGCCGAGGAGCAGCCCUUUCAAAAGGUAGCCAACCUCGUGCGGUUCGCCAACAGCAACAAGACCGUGGACUCUUCUUCUUCCUCUUCCUCCUCUUCUUUCACGUUCGACUCCUCCGUCAUCCAGCUGCGCGGGUUCCUGCUCGCCACCUCGCUCCUCCUGCGCUGCCACCUCACCGUCCUCUCUGAUUUCCUGGACCUGCGGACCAAGAAGGACACCGCCUCGUGCGCCUGGAAACAUGCAGACAUCAGCGUGGACUUUGCCCGCAACACGGCCCAGUGCGAGGACCUCGUCAGGCUUGCCAGCGAGACGGACCGCCCUCAGCUCCAGGCCGAGGGCCACAUCUACCAUGCACACUUUUGCGGCCUCGCACUCGCCCUCGGCAACGGCAAUGGCAAUAGCAAUGGGAGUGGCGACGACAAGAACAACAACAACAACAGCAGCAGCAGCAGUCUCGAACACAUCGCGGCCGCCCAGACCAUCCUGGACAAGCGCAGUCCCCAGCCACACUGGGCCGCGACGGUCCAGGCCGAGCUGGACGCGGUGCGCGACCUCCUCUCGCAGGGAAUCUUCUACACGCGCGUCACGGCGGCCGAGAUGCGCGCCGUCUACAAGGCCAUGGCUGCUGAGUUCCGCGGCACGGGCCACUGGUACACGUGCGAGAGGGGCCACCCGUUUACCGUGGGCGAGUGCGGCAUGCCCAUGGAGCAGGCGCGGUGUCCUGAGUGUGGUGCCGCCGUGGGGGGGCGGAAUCAUGUGGCGGUGGAGGGGGUGCGGCAUGCGGUGGAGGUUGAGGCGCUGGCUAGAGGGGUGGAAGGGAUGGCGAUUUGA
This is a messenger RNA of Cryphonectria parasitica EP155, 5289 nucleotides long. RefSeq lists its product as uncharacterized. Gene Ontology annotation, cellular component: nuclear RNA-directed RNA polymerase complex. Gene Ontology annotation, biological process: regulatory ncRNA-mediated heterochromatin formation. Bases 1 to 5289 code for a protein of 1762 amino acids. NCBI's taxonomy places the organism in Eukaryota, Fungi, Ascomycota, Sordariomycetes, Diaporthales, Cryphonectriaceae. The transcript has 4 exons. The record is from RefSeq and is a predicted model, not a curated record. Gene Ontology annotation, molecular function: helicase activity.